UACCCAGUAGUACCAGCAGCACCAGGGGAGGACAACGCCCCGCGGUCAGACGCCCAGUCCCCGGGUCCCUCAGCUCCUCCUCCUCCUCCUCAUCCUCACUCACAGCGACAGCGAGAGCUUUCCGAGGGACAGCCGCCGUGACCGCGACCAACCAGGAUAUUACCCCCGCUACACCGCGCUCCUCUCCGGCCUUCCCUCUCCCGGAGAAGCGGAUUCAACUGGUGGAAGAAGACUCAGAACUCCCAGUCCAUCCUCCGCGGGCCUUUCAGCUCCACUUACCCGCUAAAUUCGUCUGUCCUGCUCCUCUCUGCGCGGUGGAAGCUUUAUCUUUUAAACACAUAUAUCUAUAUAUAUAUAUAGAAUAUAAUAAGUUACCUGACGCAGAAUGGCGGACACAGGCGAAUCCAGCUCCGGUGCCAACUGCCUGGAGAAGUUGAAAAGUUACGUACGGACCCAGAAAGGUUUGAUCCUCGCGGCAGAAAUAGUCGUCAGUUUAAUCGUCCUCAUCUGCUACGCUGCGUCUUUGUAUGGAGGCUACUCCGCUGUGGCCAUCUGUGAGAUGAUCUUCUCCAUGGUCUUCUUCGGCAUCUUCAUGAUGGAGCUGGACAAGCAGUUCGUAUUGGUCAACUGGAUGUGGAGUGAUCUUUUCCGUGCUGGUAUCGGAGCCGUCCUUUACUUGAUCACUUCUCUGAUCUGUGUCAUUGGCGGAGCGGGGGACGGUGCUCGUAUCGCAGGCGGAGUGUUUGGUUUGAUCGCUGGUCUGUUGUUCGCUUACGACACCUACACCAUCUUCCUGCAAGUCAAGAGCACACGGCAGCACACGCCUGCUUCCACCGACGAGAGAGUUUAAACACUCCAAGACGCAUGUGCCUGUGUUAGGAGCGCAGCAGCAACAGCAGAAGAAGAAGAAGAGGACAUUUGUGCAGAUGUUAACAAAAGGGUGGAGCAGAGAAGACGAUGGACAGUAAAGUGAACAGGUCACAGUUUAAUCAAAGCCACUGAACGGUGUGAUAGGACGACAGAUUGGUUUUAGGGGCCUGCGCCUGAGAGGAGGAUGACACCGCCUGAGUGAGCGGCACCAAACAUCUGUGUCUGCAUGUCAGGCAAAAUAAAGAGGACGUCCUCUCAGAAACCUUAAGUCCAACCUCGAUGUGCCACUGAUUUAAAAAAUAAUAAAAGAUAAAAAAAGAAGGGAAAACUGUAAACAACACAGGGUGUAAAAGUUGGUGUAUACAUGUCUACUGUUAAUGCACUGCUGUAUUAAGUAGUUACUGCCAUUGUGGACGUCAGAAGUGAUUGACACAUGAACAGACGCUUUCUGAGCUGUGUAACCUCACGACUUUAAUCUUCUUGAUAUUGAUAAUUGUAUUUUCCUGGAGGUUUCUCACCGGUUUAAACGUUUUCUUCAUGGGUGUGUUACGGUGCCUUAACCAGAUACUUCAUCUUGUUCAUCAUUCACUCCUGAAUCAUAAACAUUUGAUUGGCUCUCUGUCAGUUACCAUGAAUCUCUUGGAGGUUUCAAACUAAUCCGACUUCUGUUGUUGUUUGUUAGACAUCCGCUAACUUUCAACCGCAUCGUUUGUUAUUGAACUAGUGUCGUCCUCAAGUUGUACCUGUAUACUUUGAUUCUUGCUCAGGUUGUGUUAUGUUUUUUUGUUCUUACAUAUUAACACGUUUCUAAGGUGCAGUGUCUUCUUUUUUUUUUGUCAGUUGACACUUUUUACAGUCCAGUUGUUCCGUACAGUUUUUUUUGUACAUGUGGUAGAUUAAGAAAAAAGUUAAAUUUCUAAAGAAAAAACACGUAUAUGAUACAGUAGAAUUUUAAUAUGUUGAGUAACUGUUUCUUUUGGCCUUUUUCAAUAUUUGUCCAACUAAAGUGCCUCGUUGUUAUUUUUUUAUUUUUUUCCUAACAGACUUUACAGGAGUCUGCCGUUUGUAACUUAUAAAAAAUUAAAGCAGUCAAGCUUUGGGAAAUAAAAGCCAUUUUCACUGGAAAUAAAA
Messenger RNA from Pleuronectes platessa (European plaice), 2001 nucleotides. RefSeq names its product proteolipid protein 2b (gene plp2b). Gene Ontology annotation, cellular component: membrane. NCBI's taxonomy places the organism in Eukaryota, Metazoa, Chordata, Actinopteri, Pleuronectiformes, Pleuronectidae. The transcript has 5 exons. The coding region runs from base 386 to 850 and encodes 154 amino acids. The record is from RefSeq and is a predicted model, not a curated record.